CCGCUAGGCGGCAGCACAAAAGGUUAACGGUCCUCUUUGUUUGGGCCGGAAGUGGGGCUGCCGACUGCAGGCGCGAUGGAGGCGGUGGUGUUCAUCGUGUCGCUCGUGGACUGCUGCGCACUCAUCUUCCUGGCGGUUUACUUCAUCAUCACCUUGUCUGACCUAGAAUGUGACUACAUCAACGCACGGGCCUGCUGCUCCAAGCUCAACAAAUGGGUCAUUCCAGAGAUGGUUGCGCAGUGUCUCUCCACCAUGCUCAUGAUGGUGUCCAUGCACUGGUUCAUCCUGCUGCUCAACCUGCCUGUAGCAGCCUGGAACAUCUACAGGUACGCCAAGGUCCCUAUGGGGAACAUGGGAGUGUUUGACCCAACCGAGAUCCACAACCGAGGCCUGCUCAAGUCCCACAUGAAAGAAGCCAUGAUUAAAUUGGGUUACCACCUGCUCUGCUUCUUCAUUUACUUGUACAGCAUGAUUCUGGCUCUGAUCAAUGACUGAUGGAGCUGAUCGGCCUCUUCCGUGUAUGAAACGUCCGAGCACAGGUUUAUCAUCAUGCUGACACUGUCAGAGACUGUCUUCACUCCUGCACAUCAACACUACCUUAUCACGUAGCUCAUAGUCCUGAAGUUCCUGCACAAACCGCCGUCUUCCUGUGAGGACGGCGUCCUGCCAGCAGCUGAGGAGAGAACAUUUUCAGAGCUUAGCAGUUUCAGCCCCACAGGCUGGCCCUGUUUCUGCUGACCUGUUUAUUAGACAUCAGCAGAGUUCUGGUUUAGUUGUGUCCAUGUUUUUAUAAAGAGGCAAACUGACGCAGACAGAUUCUGACUCACAUCGAUCCUAAAAAUCCAGACUGAAGGAUUCUGACUCUAGAACAGAUCCAGACUUCUGUGUUCUGCUGUGACCAUUGUCAGAGGUCCCUGUGAAAUCCCUUCUCCCCUCUGUAGGGUCUAUGGGUUUUUCCCAAAACCCUCUGCAGGUUGUCCACAAACUGGGAUCUGGGUUUUACUUGGGAGAACACCUGGGCACAGCUUUGUUUGAAACAGUUCUUACUGGUUCCGCGUGGUUCUGAAGAACCUCAGUGUGGACAUCUUUCAGCCGAACUGGAACUUUUCCAAGGAACUCUGUGGACUUCUGCAGCCUUCUAAACAACCACUCCUCUGCAGGGAUGGAGCUCCUUGGGUUCUGAAGAAGUCUGGCAUUAGUGGGCGGUUGUGCUCCUUGUUCUGUUGAAGGUCCCUCUGAUGUUAAGCCAGAGACUCUGUGAUCAUCAUGGUGACUCCUGCUGGGAUGGAGACCAAAGCUUUCACUUUCUUCUGUUCAGGGGCCCUGCUGCGAUGCUGGCCUCUUCAGACCAAUGACCAUCAGAGUCAGUGACCCCGACAGCGUGUGGCCGCCAUGUGACACCGCUGUAGUUUGUGCUUGAACGUCGGUGCAGUGUGAAAUGACUGUGAAGAUGUUUCAUGAAUAAAAUGGGCCAAAGUCA
This is a messenger RNA of Oryzias latipes (Japanese medaka), 1480 nucleotides long. It is a transcript of the gene cnih4, whose product is annotated as cornichon family member 4. The record is from RefSeq and is a predicted model, not a curated record. Gene Ontology annotation, biological process: vesicle-mediated transport. Lineage: Eukaryota; Metazoa; Chordata; Actinopteri; Beloniformes; Adrianichthyidae.